AUGGGUAUCAAGGGUUUAACGAAGCUUUUAGCGGACAAUGCCCCAGCAUCCAUGAAGGAGAACAAAUUUGAAAGCUACUUUGGGCGUAAGAUCGCUGUUGAUGCCAGUAUGAGCAUUUACCAGUUUCUUAUUGUUGUGGGAAGAACUGGAGCUGAAAUGCUGACUAAUGAAGCUGGAGAAGUUACUAGUCAUUUGCAAGGAAUGUUUUCGCGGACAAUCAGACUUCUAGAAGCCGGGAUGAAGCCAGUAUAUGUUUUUGAUGGGAAGCCACCGGAGAUGAAAAAUCAAGAGCUGAAAAAACGUCUCUCUAAGAGAGCUGAGGCUCAAGAAGGUUUGUCGGAAGCCAUAGAGGCUGACAAUAAGGAAGACAUUGAAAAAUUCAGUAAACGAACCGUGAAGGUGACAAAGCAACAUAAUGAUGACUGCAAAAAACUAUUAAGACUCAUGGGAGUGCCCGUUGUUGAGGCACCGUCAGAAGCAGAGGCUCAGUGUGCUGCUCUUUGCAAAGCUGGAAAGGUGUAUGCUGUGGCUUCUGAAGAUAUGGAUUCCUUAACGUUUGGAGCUCCUAAAUUUCUUCGCCAUCUAAUGGAUCCUAGCUCAAAGAAGGUUCCAGUAAUGGAAUUUGACAUUGCAAAGAUUUUGGAGGGGCUAGAUCUGACCAUGGACCAAUUUAUUGACUUGUGUAUUCUUUCUGGAUGUGAUUACUGUGACAACAUUCGAGGUAUUGGGGGCCUAACAGCGUUGAAGCUCAUACGCCAACACGGCUCUAUUGAAAACAUACUGGAAAACCUAAGCAAAGAGAGGUACCAGAUACCAGAUGAUUGGCCAUAUCAGGAGGCUCGACAACUUUUUAAAGAACCCUUGGUCUCAACUGAUGAUGAAGAACUUAAUCUUAAGUGGUCUCCUCCAGAUGAAGAAGGGUUAAUAACAUUUCUAGUCAAUGAGAAUGGGUUCAGCAGUGACAGGGUGACAAGGGCAAUAGAGAAAAUUAAAGCGGCAAAGAACAAGUCAUCACAAGGCCGAUUGGAAUCAUUUUUUAAGCCAACUGCAAAUCCAUCUGUACCUAUCAAACGGAAGGAAACACCAGUGAAUGAUGCUAAAGGGGCUAACAAGAAAACUAAGGCUAGUGAUGCUAAAGGGGAUAACAAGAAAACUAAAGCCAGUGGGGGUAGGAAGAAAAAAUAG
Messenger RNA from Lathyrus sativus (Indian pea), 1185 nucleotides. NCBI's taxonomy places the organism in Eukaryota, Viridiplantae, Streptophyta, Magnoliopsida, Fabales, Fabaceae. The record is from the annotation of a GenBank genome assembly.